Molecule: messenger RNA, 1512 nt
Organism: Triticum turgidum subsp. durum (durum wheat)
Lineage: Eukaryota; Viridiplantae; Streptophyta; Magnoliopsida; Poales; Poaceae
Source: the annotation of a GenBank genome assembly
AUGGGGCACGAGAUGGUGGCAUCCAACGGCAAAGGCAACGGCGCCGGCCGGAGGACGACGAAGCCGCACGCCGUGGUCAUCGCGUACCCGUACCAGGGCCACGUCAUCCCCGCGGCGCACCUCGCGCUGCGGCUCGCCGCGCGCGGCUUCGCCGUCACCUUCGUCAACACCGAGUCCGUGCACGAGCAGACCGCGCGCGCCCUCGGCGUCGACCGCCACCGCUACGACAUCUUCGCCGGCGCGCGCGCCUCCUCCGAGGGGAAGGAGCCGCUGGACGUGCGGUACGAGCUGCUCAGCGACGGCUUCCCGCUGGGCUUCGACCGCUCGCUCAACCACGACCAGUUCAAGGAGGGCGAGCUGCACGUGCUCGCCGCGCACGUCGAGGACCUGCUCCGCCGCGUCGUCGUCGACCCGGCCUCCACAUGCCUCGUCGCCGACACCUUCUUCGUAUGGCCGGCGACCCUGGCCAAGAAGUUCGGCGUGCCCUACGUGUCCUUCUGGACCGAGCCGGCCCUCAUCUUCAACCUCUACUACCACAUGGACCUGCUCGCCGAACACGGCCACUUCAACUCCGCCAAGGGCCCGCCGCGGAAGGACACCAUCACGUACGUCCCCGGCGUGCCGGCGAUCGAGCCGCACGAGCUCAUGUCCUACCUGCAGGACACGGACGCCACCAGCGUCGUGCACCGCAUCAUCUUCAAGGCCUUCGACGAGGCCCGGCGCGCCGACUACGUGCUCUGCAACACCGUCGAGGAGCUCGAGCCGUCCACCGUCGCCGCGCUGCGCGCUGAGAAGCCCUUCUACGCCGUCGGCCCCAUCGGCUUCCCCCGCGGCGGCGCCGGCGGCGGCGGCGUCGCCACCUCCAUGUGGGCCGAGUCCGACUGCUCCCAGUGGCUGGACGCGCAGCCGCCGGGCUCCGUGCUCUACGUCUCCUUCGGCAGCUACGCGCACGUCACCCGGCAGGAGCUGCACGACAUCGCCGCCGGGGUCCUCGCCAGCGGCGCAAGGUUCCUGUGGGCAAUGCGCCCGGACAUCGUCAGCUCCGACGACCCGGACCCGCUGCCCGAGGGCUUCGCGGCGGCCUCUGCCGGCCGCGGCCUCGUCGUGCCCUGGUGCUGCCAGGUGGAGGUGCUCGCCCACGCCGCGCUGGCCGGCUUCCUCACGCACUGCGGCUGGAACUCCGUCCUCGAGAGCGUGUGGGCCGGCGUGCCCAUGCUCUGCUUCCCGCUGCUCACCGACCAGUUCACCAACCGCCGGCUCGUCGUGCGCGAGUGGCGCGUCGGCGUGCCCAUCGGCGACCGCGGCAAGGUGUUCCCCGACGAGGUGAGCGCCAGGAUCCAGGGCGUCAUAUCCGGCCAAGAGGGCCAGCAGCUCCGCCAGGCGCUCAAGAAGGUGACGGCCAAGCUCAAGGCCGCCGCGGCGCCCGGCGGGUCGUCGCAGAGGAGCUUCGACGACUUCGUCGACGAGCUCACCCAGCGUUGCGGCGGCGGCGGACGCACAUUGAUGACCUAA